UUCACUUCAUCUCAAUUCCAGACACGGAUGUGGUAUUUUCUUCAUAUUUCUCUCUAUUUUUGGUUGUAAUGAUGGUCGCAUCUGCUUGUAAUAUGCCUUUUUGUUCUUACUCAACGUACCCAUUCAUCAACAAGCAAAUUCACCCAAAAUCCUGGGGAAGUGGAAACCCAUUAUUAUCCCCAAAACAACCAGCAAAACCCAGUUCUUGUAAACUCAGUAAACAACCACAAACUGCCUUCAUAAAUGCAGAGGAAAGAGGGUUAAAAGAAACAAAUGAAGAAAAAAGAAGGUUUAAGUGGGUUGAGAUUGGUCCAGACAUCACAGAAGAGCAGAAACAUGUGAUCGAUAAGCUUCCGGUUAAAAUGACAAAGCGAAAUAAAGCUCUGAUGAAACAGGUUAUUUGUUUCUGUCCCCAAAAAGGGAGUUUGAAAGAUUUAUUGGGUGCUUGGGUCAAAGUUAUGAAGCCCAGGAGAGCUGACUGGCUCGCCGUUCUUAAAGAAUUGAAGAUAAUGGAACAUCCUCUUUUUUUCGAGGUGGCAGAAAUUGCGCUGCUUGAAGAAACUUUUGAAGCCAAUAUUCGUGAUUACACUAAGAUAAUCCAUGGUUAUGGGAAGCAAAACCGGCUCCAAGAAGCUGAAAAUAUUCUCGUUUCCAUGAAGAGAAGAGGUUUCAUUUGUGAUCAAGUAACUCUAACCACCAUGGUUCACAUGUACAGCAAGGCUGGAAAUCUUAAGUUAGCUGAAGAUACCUUCGAAGAGAUUAAGCUGCUUGGCCAACAACUCGAUAAAAGAUCAUACGGCGCUAUGAUUAUGGCUUACAUCCGAGCAGGAAUGCCUGAACGAGGGGAGGGCUUGCUUAGAGAAAUGGAUAACGAAGAAAUCUAUGCUGGAAGUGAGGUUUACAAGGCCCUGUUGAGAGCCUACUCCAUGAAUGGUAAUACCAAAGGUGCACAAAGAGUGUUUGGUGCUCUUCAGAUUGCCGGUAUCUCUCCCGAUGCUAAACUCUGCGGGCUCCUGAUAAACGCAUAUCAAGUGGCGGGUCAAAGUGAAGAGGCACAUAUUGCCUUCGAAAACAUGAGGAGAGCUGGUCUCGAGCCUAGCGACAAAUGUGUAGCGCUGGUGUUGGCUGCUUAUGAAAAGCAGAACAAGCUUAAUAAGGCCCUGGAUUUUCUCAUGGAUUUGGAGAGAGAUGGAGUUGUGGUUGGAAAAGAAGCUUCAGCUAUACUGGCUCAAUGGCUUAAAAAGCUCGGGGUAGUUGAGCAGGUUGAACAAGUCCUGAGAGAAUUUGCUGCUACAUAAAACACAUGCCAAAGUUCCCACAAGAUGCAUUGGUGUUAAAAUAUUCAUCUUUAGUGUCUUUAUCACCAUCAUCUUGUGUUCCAGCAACCUGUUGUACUCUUGGCUCUCGGCAUCUUUACACUGUGGUUGUUCGUUGCCUUAUUUUAGGAGUAUGAACAUUUUCCCUUUUGAUAGAAAGACCGGUAGUAUCUGUCAAUGGAUUUUGACAUUUGGAUCUGUGUUACA
Molecule: messenger RNA, 1523 nt
Organism: Hibiscus syriacus
Lineage: Eukaryota; Viridiplantae; Streptophyta; Magnoliopsida; Malvales; Malvaceae
Product: pentatricopeptide repeat-containing protein At1g01970-like
Molecular function (GO): protein binding
Source: RefSeq, a predicted model, not a curated record